Talaromyces amestolkiae is the source of this 642-nucleotide messenger RNA. RefSeq lists its product as uncharacterized. The coding region runs from base 1 to 642 and encodes 213 amino acids. NCBI's taxonomy places the organism in Eukaryota, Fungi, Ascomycota, Eurotiomycetes, Eurotiales, Trichocomaceae. The record is from RefSeq and is a predicted model, not a curated record. The transcript has 3 exons.
AUGGCAGUUCCAGAAGAAAUGACCCUCAAGACCCUGGCCGGGCAAUUUGUUCCCAACAAGGCCCUAUCGGACGAUGUCGACAGUUCGCUCGCGUUGCAAGGAGUUCCCUGGCUACUGCGCAAAGGCAUUUCCCUUGCAAGUCCCAAAUUCACCAUCUCACAUUCUUCCGAUGAUGACGGAACCCCCGUCGUCAAUAUCCAAGUCAGUGGAGUGGGUGGUAAUGGUGUUACCGAGAAACGGUACCUGAACUGGAAACCGGUUUCUGGGAAGAAUCCCUUGUACGGGAAGACUGAAAGUAAAGACUUCACCUCUCCCAUCCAAUGUACCUUCCUUACUGAUUGCAUUCUAGCUCAAUCACGUCUCUAUGGCUCSUCGCYGGAGCGUUCAGCUUUGCAUACGGAUGAGGACUACCCGUUCUUGAACGGCGAAACUACUAAGGACGGCUCUGCCAGUUGCUGGGCUGAGGAUGCCGAUGGCCAGCAUCUACAAUGUGUAAUUACGAAUUCCGAUGCUGGUUGGACAAUGGAACAGACCUGGGGCUUUGAAAAUAUUGAUGGGAAGCGAUAUCAUACUCGGCGAAUGGUGGUGAGAAAGGGGGACCAGGUCGAAAGAGGAAGAUUGGUUUAUAAUUAUAAUUCAUAA